AUGUCGAGGGUAGAAGGUUUGAAAUGCGUUUUAGGCGAUGAUACGUAUCGGAAGAUCAGAAAUGCCAAGGUCUUACUCGUCGGUGCUGGAGGCAUCGGCUGUGAACUGCUGAAGGACCUCAUCCUGCUGGGAUACAGUGAAGUUCACGUUGUUGACUUGGAUACCAUUGACCUGUCCAAUCUGAACAGACAGUUCUUGUUCCGUCACAAGGAUAUCAAACAACCAAAGGCCUCGACAGCUGUUAACGCUGUUCAGUCGUUCAACUUCUUCAAGACGAAGCUGGUGCCGUACCAAGCCUCAAUCUACGAAACUGAUCUCUUCCCGAUGUCUUGGUUCGAGCAGUUCGACUUGAUCUUCAAUGCCUUGGAUAACAUUCAAGCAAGAUCGUACAUCAACAAGGUGGCUCUGCUGCUGAACAAGACAGUCAUGGAGAGUGGCACAACGGGCACAAACGGUCAGGCCCAGCCAACUUUCCCGUACCAUACUGAAUGCUAUGACUGUCUCCAUAGGGAAACUCCCAAGACUUUCCCUGUGUGUACCAUCAGAUCUACUCCAUCUCAGCCCGUUCAUUGUAUACACUGGGCAAAGAGUUUUCUAUUCACUUCUUUGUUCUCUGAAGAUGAUGAACCUGUUGUACAACCAGAGGGUAAAGAUACUGGGGAAUUGGGUACUGAUAACCAACAAGAGAUUGCAAAUUUAAUCUCUGAAAAUAACGAACUCGUCGAGUUGAAGAGAUCUAUCGCUUCUGAAGACUUUGUCGAUAAAGUUAUUGCGAAAGUUUUCACAAAGGAUAUUGAAAACUUGUUAAAGAUCUCAGACCUUUGGAAGACAAGAAAACAACCAACCCCAUUGGAAUAUAACAAUCAAAUUAAGGAAAAGGUGUUAAAGAUCUCUAAAGAGGAAAUCGGCACAGGUCAAAGGGAAUGGACUUUGGAACAGAACUUGAAGGUCUUUAUCGAUUCGACUUUGGCUCUACAAAAAAGAAUUGCCAUAGAAAAGGAAAUUGAAUUCGAUAAAGAUGAUGAGGACACUUUGAACUUUGUUGCAUCGGCUACAAACAUCCGUUCUCAUAUUUUCUCCAUACCGCUAAAGGCUAAAUUCGAUAUCAAAUCUAUUGCAGGUAACAUCAUCCCUGCUAUUGCAACGACAAAUGCAAUUAUCGCAGGCUUCUCAGCACUAUUAUCUCUCAAACAGUUUGAUGAAUCUUACGAAAAUAGAAUCCAAAAUUCCAAAGCUGUCUUUACUGUUUCAAACUCUGAUAAGUUUGUUUCUCCAUCGAUGUUACAAUCGCCAAAUCCAAAAUGUGCAACCUGUUCAGCGGUCAGAGGAGUUGCACAUUUCGAUACGUCAAAAACUCUCAAUGAUCUUCUUGGUGCAUUACAGUCCACUUAUGGAUUAGACGAGGAAAUAUCCCUCUCUCUGGGAAGUAAUUUGCUCUAUGAUAUCGAUUUUGACGACAACGUUGAAAAGACAUUGAAAGAAAUGGGUAUAGUGGAUGGCGUACUGUUAAACGUGGCUGAUGAAACCGAUAAGUACCAAUCGGUUAAAGGAGGCGAUCUGAAAUUACCAGAUAUAAAGAUGGCUGAGAAACCUCCUGUUGAAGAAAAGGAAGAGAAUGAUCAAGACGAUGAGGAAGAUGGUGUAGAGCUUAUUAAUGAUAACGAUGAUGAUCUUCUUAUUGUUGACGUUAAAGAAGCAACCUCCCCUGAUAAGAGAAAGGCUAAAGCCCAAGACUAUGAUGAUACCCACGUCACGAAAAAGCCAAAGACAGAUUCUGAAAUUGAGAUUGUGGAAUGA
This is a messenger RNA of Williopsis jadinii, 1797 nucleotides long. RefSeq names its product E1 ubiquitin-activating protein UBA2 (gene UBA2). The record is from RefSeq and is a predicted model, not a curated record. Gene Ontology annotation, molecular function: SUMO activating enzyme activity. Bases 1 to 1797 code for a protein of 598 amino acids. Gene Ontology annotation, cellular component: cytoplasm; SUMO activating enzyme complex. The transcript is spliced from 3 exons. Gene Ontology annotation, biological process: protein sumoylation. NCBI's taxonomy places the organism in Eukaryota, Fungi, Ascomycota, Saccharomycetes, Phaffomycetales, Wickerhamomycetaceae.